Messenger RNA from Perkinsus marinus ATCC 50983, 1254 nucleotides. RefSeq names its product multidrug resistance protein, putative. The record is from RefSeq and is a predicted model, not a curated record. The transcript has 2 exons. The annotation marks the transcript as partial. Gene Ontology annotation, molecular function: ABC-type transporter activity; ATP binding. Gene Ontology annotation, cellular component: membrane. Lineage: Eukaryota; Perkinsozoa; Perkinsida; Perkinsidae. Gene Ontology annotation, biological process: transmembrane transport.
AUGGGAGCUAACGGUAAAGGCAAUAAUAAAUGUUUCUUCGCUAAGAAGUUCUUCGGCAAGAAGGCUACUGCUGUUGAUAACAACGGUUCUACUACUGAUGAUGUUGAUGACCCUAACAAUGUUCGAGUUGAGGACAACAAGUCGGUUUCUUAUUUCACUCUGUUCGCUCUGGCCGAUAAACACGACAAGAUCAUCCUUGCCAUAGGUGUCACGGCCGCCUUGAUAAACGGUGCUCUGAUGCCACUGUUCUCGCUCUUGUUUGGCAACUUUGCUGAUGCUGCUGCUGGUGGCAUUGCCGGUUUCAUGCAUAGGAUAUCCAAGGUUGCUUGGGAAAUGUGCGUAUUGGGCGCGAUUUCUUUCGUGGCUGCCUCCAUUUUCAACGCUUGUUUUUCAUAUUUUUCUGAAAAUCAAGUGACGAGGUUGAGAGUUAAGUACUUACAAGCUGUAGUUGGCCAAGACAUUGCUUGGUUUGAUGUUAGGACCCCUGCGGCGCUACCCGCUCGCAUGUCUGAGGACGUCCUCAAGGUCCGUGAUGCGAUUGGUCAAAAAGCCUCUAUGAUGUGUAUGAAUGUUUCUAUGUGUAUUGUUGGUUACAUUAUUGCUUUUUAUAGAGGUUGGCAAAUAACACUUGUUAUGAUCGCUACCUGUCCUCUCAUUAUGGUGUGUGGCCUCUUCAUGGCAAAGGCGAUGUCGACUCUCGCUUCAAAGGGCCAGAAUGAAUACGCUGAGGCUGGCGCUGUUGCUGAGGAAGUGUUAUCGUCCAUCAAGACGGUCGCCUCUUUUGGUGGCGAGCAAAGGUCUAUUGACCGGUACAAUGCUAAGGUUCAGAAAGCGUUGAAAUCUGGUGUAAAGGUGUCAGUUUACAGAGGCUUCGCAAUAGGGUUUACUAUGCUGGUGGUUUUCUGGACGUAUGCUCUUACGUUCUGGUAUGGUGGUACCUUGAUCCGAGACCGUACCAUAAAUCCCUCAACUGGUAGACCUUAUCAGGGUGGGGAUGUAUUGACGGUCUUUAUGUCUGCUAUGAUGGCCACUUUCUCUAUCGCUCAGAUCGCCCCUCAUUUCCAAGCGUUUUCUGAGGGCUGUGCUGCUGGUGGGAAAAUAUUCCCGCUGAUGGCCGAGAAUGCAGAGAUUGAGCCUAAGGUGAAAAGACUAUCCGAGGGAGGGGAAGCGGAGGCUAAUAUGAUUCCGGUUGAGUUUCAAUCUUUACAGUUGGAUGACGUGAAGUUCAACUACCCAGCUAGGCCAACACUGCAG